Lucilia sericata (common green bottle fly) is the source of this 408-nucleotide messenger RNA. RefSeq lists its product as uncharacterized. The transcript has a single exon. Bases 37 to 258 code for a protein of 73 amino acids. The record is from RefSeq and is a predicted model, not a curated record. NCBI's taxonomy places the organism in Eukaryota, Metazoa, Arthropoda, Insecta, Diptera, Calliphoridae.
GUUUUUUUAAUCUUUUUUUACAGCUCUUAUUCAAACAUGGAAUCCUAUUUAAUGGAAAUUAAACAAUUGCGCAUACCACGCCCUAAAUAUGAACCCAGUGGUAGUAGUCCACCACGCAGUGAUUACUAUCCCUUGGCUAGACCCUUUACACCACCCAGAGAUUAUCAACUUACGAAUGAAUCAAUAUUGUCAUCACAUCAGCGUUCUUAUCAAGAGGGUGGUGAUGAUUUUCGACCAUCAGUGCAUCAGAAAAUUUAAAUUUAAAUUUUAAUUCAAUAAAUAUAAAUAGUAUUGUUUAAUUACUUAAGUGCUCAUAAUAUGAUAAACAAAUAUUUUUUUUUACAAACCAGGCAAAUAUUAUUAUUUUUAAUUUAAUUUUUAGCUUUGGUUUUGUUUUAAGUGUAUGUA